AUGGGAAGAAGAUCAGGAAAGUUGGUGAUAAAGUAUAUAGAAAACUCAACCAAUAGAAAAGUAACUUACUCAAAGAGAAAAAAAGGGAUUCUUAAGAAAGCUAGAGAACUAACCAUUCUCUGCAAUGCUCAAGUUUGUGUCAUCAUGCUUCCUAAAAGUGGCAAAAAUGCUGAAUAUGUCAGUCCCUCCAUUACGAUGAAGGACUUUCUUGAUAGGUACCAAAGGGAGACUAAUACUAGUCUAUGGGAAGCUCAAUAUGAGGCGUUGCAAGAAGAAUUGAGAGCACAGCAGGAGAUUGGCAGGAGACUUAAGAAAGAGAUUAGGCAGAGGACUGGACAAGAAGACGACUUGAGUGAAUUUAGCAUCGAGGAACUAGGUAGUCUUGAGAAAAAUUUGGAAGAGUCUUUGGAAAUUGUUCGCGAUAGGAAGGCUCACAAAGAGGAACAAGAGUUUUUCUAUGCAGUUCCUGGCAAUAGCGAACGAAAUCAAGGGCCCAACUAUGGAUCUGUGUCAUCGUUAAUGAGAAGUGAGUCAAUUGAUGGGCGCGGUGGUGAUUUUAAGAGUUCGGAAAUUACAUUCCUACAGCUACUACAACCAAGCCACACCAACCUUCAUAACGAAGCAGGGGGAGCAUACUGGUACAAUCAAACCAUUGCUUGA
This is a messenger RNA of Papaver somniferum (opium poppy), 660 nucleotides long. Its product is annotated as MADS-box transcription factor 16-like. Gene Ontology annotation, biological process: regulation of transcription by RNA polymerase II. Gene Ontology annotation, molecular function: RNA polymerase II cis-regulatory region sequence-specific DNA binding; DNA-binding transcription factor activity, RNA polymerase II-specific; protein dimerization activity. Lineage: Eukaryota; Viridiplantae; Streptophyta; Magnoliopsida; Ranunculales; Papaveraceae. Gene Ontology annotation, cellular component: nucleus. The coding region runs from base 1 to 660 and encodes 219 amino acids. The record is from RefSeq and is a predicted model, not a curated record. The transcript has 5 exons.